GAUGUCAUCGGAACUUAUCGCACAGUCGAUAGCUUAGUUAAUCUUGUUAUCCGAUAGAAGAUAUGGAUCUGCGCCGGAAGCUUCUAAUAGCGGAAGCUGCAGCGGAUCAGGACGAAGCGAGAUACCAGGCUCACUUGCAACUCGUCGGAGAGCUGCACCACCAGCUGGGCAUUCCAGUGGGCGUGGCGGGGGAGCGUCUGCAGCAAUUAAUCGCAGAGGUGCGAGCGAGAGGGCACCACGACCUGUUGAAUCUUUGGCAGCUGUGGUUUAACGAGCUUAUCCAGAACAGACAGAUUAUCCUGGUAAGAUCCCAUCUGCUUGUGGAUGAGCUAAUGGCCGUAGGACAGCAGGAACUGUCUGCCGAAUCCCUUGAUCUGCUACUGACCCUGCUGAAACUGACGCCCAAGGAGAAAUUGGCUGGAUUUUGGCCUAGGCUAAGCGCAUUAGCCCUGUCCAAAAAUGUGGAUGCAGCUCUUCUGCUUCUGCAGUGCCAGGAACUUGUGCUACUCGAGCUGAAGGAGACGCCGGUGGAAUGCAGCCACACCCGCAAUCUGGCAAACUCUCUUAUCCAAAUGCACUUUGACGGCUGCUGGUUGUCCGCCAAGGAGGAGCAGCUGGCCCUGCUGUUAGAGCACAGUAUGCAGCUGCUACAGAAGUUGGUGACGAGUCAACUGGACUACGCUGCUGAAAGGGUCCCAGAACUAAUGGGCUUGAUCCAGUGCUACCUGCAGUACGGAGCUGAAGGGGAAACUCUACUUAAGCCCCGAAAGUUUCCCCCCGCUCAGCAGUCGGCUGCCUAUGAGCAGGAAAAAGAAGUUGUGGAGCAGCCAGCCGCCCAGCAUUCGCGCACAUGCGGCCGCAAGAAUAAGGUGCGUAAAAUGCGGUCGAUUGCCAAGCAGCGAAGUCAGGCGAUUGGUGAACCCCUAGAGGCCAACCCACGGGACCGUCUGCUAUUGAUGGGUAACCAAGACUACGGCUGCUUGACUGGAGACUCGGGCGAGAACUGCCUGCCCUCCGAUACGGAACAGCAGGCAGAAACUAAGCACCUCCGGCAGCAGCAGGCCAAAGUGAGAAUCACCGCCCUCCACUUUUUAGGAUCCCUGACCAAACAACUUCCACGACGCUCACUGUACGGUUACUGGUACGUCCUGUUCCCCGACGGAGACUCGGGUGGUAAUCGGCAUCUGUUACUCGUUGGUCUUAAGGACACCAAUUCUCGUUGUCGUGCACUGGCACUGCAGUUGGGUGCCCAGCUGCUGUACGGAUCUAAAGGAUUUCUUAGCCAGGCCUGUUCCCGCGGACCCAGCAAUUUCACGCCCUUCGCCGUCAGCCUGGCUAGCUCUGUGCUCGUCGCUUAUCGAACCUUGAGCGCCGUUCUGGAGCGGGAGUAUACGCCGCCUGUGCUAACGCAGUGCUUAAAAUGCCUGGCCGUUUUGGUACAGGCCACUCCCUUUGAUCAGCUGGAAAUGGGGUUUGUCUACGAGUUUGUGGGUCAUGUCAAGAAACUGGCCAAAAGUGAAGACCCUACGAUCGCUGUGUCCGCUCUGCUGGUCAUGGAAAUGCUGGUGGGCACGGCCAAGCUUACGCCGGAGAUUGCUAGCUCUGUCGGACUAGCUCCCAGCCAAAGGAACCUUCAAUUGGAACCAGCAGGAGCAGUCGAUGACUUCCAGGAGCUAUGCGACUCGGAUGCGGAGGUAGAACUUGAAGAAGAGGAGGAACAGCCGACGCAAAAAAGUGAGGUCAAUCCCGCCAGCACAUUGUCGCCAUCCGUUCCUCGCAACUCCUGGUUACUAAGACAGAUCCUUCGAAACCUUGAGGCUCCCGGAACUCCGGUCGUCGUGCGUGUGGAGAGUUUCCAGGUGCUUCAAGCCAUGGCAACGCAUAUUGGGCUUCUGCGAGGACAUCAGGACCGUUUAGCUAAGGUGUUCUCUGCCGGUUUGAAAGAUCCCGCUUCUGAUGUAAAUCUAUAUGCCGCCCGUUGCCUGGACUCAGUGGGUUAUCAGUUGGGCAGGCUGCUGCCGGAGAUAUCAGAAAGGGAGCUGCAGAUAUCGUUUUGGCUCACCCUUCUGCCCGACAUCUACGAAGCCUAUAAUACCGCUGGGUUCUCCCUCAAGUGUGCCCUCUGUGACGCCUUGUCUAACAUGGGAGCAUUCAGCUUUGAGAGACUAUCGGAUGGCCAAAGGACCGCUUUGCUGGCUUUCGUAAGUGGCUGCGCCAGCGACGAUCACGAGGAGCCGUUGGUCAGAGGAGCAGCUCUUCGGGCUAUGGCCGUCUACGUUUUGCAUCCGUCGCUGAAGACAGAUUUGGGCUUUGUGGAGAAUGCAGCGGAGUUGACUUUACGCCUCAUAAGUGAUUCCCAGCUGAUCGUAAGGAUCAAGGCCGCCUGGGCCCUGGGUAACAUCAGUGACGCCCUGGUGGGCGGCAUUCCCAACCAAACCGAAAGGAUUUCUGCCGACCUCAUGGGACGCCUUAUUCAGGCGGCUUCUAAGAGCUGUACUGAUAACGAUAAGGUCAGGGCCAAUGCAGUUCGCUCCCUCGGGAAUCUCUUGCAGAUCCUGCAACUUCAUCCCUCGGAUAACGGUGAGCAGAUGCAGCUGGCAAUGGCCAAGUUGCUGGACUGUGUACGAUCCUCGGGCAACGCCAAAGUAAAAUGGAACGCCUGUCAUGCUAUCGGAAAUCUAGUAAAACAUAGGGCCUUUUUCGCUAGCAGCAACUUAUCUGGGAUCCUCUUCCCCGCUCUAAGUCAACUAAUGGUGCAGCAUGCUAACUUCAAAGUGCGCACCAAUGCCGCAGGAGUCUUGCUCCACGUGGAGCAGCGUCAGGAUCUGGGCACCCAUUUUUCGUUGGUGUGGCGUUCGCUUCUGGAUGCUCUUGAACGCUCAAAUGCGCUGGACAGCUUUGAGGAGUACAACCACCGCGAUACAUUGCAGCAGCAGCUCUGCCUCGCUAUUGCCCACCUACUGACGCUGGCCAAGAGCUCGGAUCUGCCGGCGAUGAGGGAGUUUCUCGAGGAAGACCGCCUGGAGGAGGUGCGGGCUACGUGGCGCCGCGUCGCAUUUCGCAUUGUUCCCGAGCAGUCUGCACCGCUCUUUACCUGCAGUACUUUAUUGGAUCAGCGCCUCCACCCGGAGGUCAACACUCAGCAGCGUUGCGCACUGGCCUUUAUAACGAGCACACUCCGGCUAGAUCCGUAAAAACACCCAAAUCCACCCAUAUUUCCCUAAUCCCUUAAAUAAAAUAAUUAUUUAAAAA
Molecule: messenger RNA, 3252 nt
Organism: Drosophila eugracilis
Lineage: Eukaryota; Metazoa; Arthropoda; Insecta; Diptera; Drosophilidae
Product: HEAT repeat-containing protein 6
Exons: 1
Coding region: 63-3194 (1043 amino acids)
Source: RefSeq, a predicted model, not a curated record